AUGCUGAGGGACCAACUACCUGUCGCCUUUGGGGUUUAUAGACAAGGGGAAAACGCCGGAGCUGCUUCCGUCCCUCCGCCGUCUUUUAUCGCUUCUCUGCUUCCGAAAGUGAUCCUCUUGUUGGGGGAGAGAAAGAGAUGAGAUUGCUGAGUUUCCUGAAACAAUGGAGAUCGACGGCGAAGGAGGCGCUUGAUCAAGGAUCCAUCUUCGUCAAGUUCCUCUGCUUGCUUCACGUCACCGAUCGUUACCUCGUCUCCUCGACCCACGUGUAUGGUCCUAGCAUGCUUCCGACACUAAAUCUCACCGGCGAUGUCAUUUUGGCGGAACACGUGUCUCACCGGUUCGGUAAGGUCGAGCUCGGUGAUGUGGUGUUGGUUCGGUCUCCGAGAGACCCGAGAAAGAUGGUGACGAAGAGAGUGUUAGGCUUGGAAGGCCAUAGGGUCACCUUCUCGGCCGACCCGUUGGUCGAUGAUGGUUCUGUCAGUGUUGUGGUGCCGAAAGGUCAUGUUUGGAUUCAGGGAGAUAAUCUGUAUGCUUCAACAGAUUCUCGCUAUUUUGGUCCCGUCCCUUACGGUCUCAUUCAAGGAAAAGCUCUGUUGCGGGUGUGGCCGCCAGAUAGCUUUGGGCGAUUGAGAUGACAGAUCAUACAGCGGUUGUUUUCCGAGACAUGUCAUGAUUCUACUGACCAUUUUGUUCAGGUAUCUUCUCACAAAGAAGCUAGAAGAAUCAAGUUCCUUCUAAAUGGGAGAAAAUUCAGAUACUAUUUGGUUGCAGAGCUUCAACCCUACAUUGUCUUUCAUUCUCCUGCGAGUAUAUUCAGUAGUUCUUGACGUGUUUUAAACCCGAUAUCGAUUCUUGCAUCAAAGAUUCAAUAGAUUUGUGUGCUUUUAGGUUUUUUUCAUAA
Molecule: messenger RNA, 904 nt
Organism: Tarenaya hassleriana
Lineage: Eukaryota; Viridiplantae; Streptophyta; Magnoliopsida; Brassicales; Cleomaceae
Product: mitochondrial inner membrane protease subunit 1
Exons: 4
Coding region: 138-638 (166 amino acids)
Cellular component (GO): mitochondrial inner membrane peptidase complex; membrane
Molecular function (GO): serine-type endopeptidase activity
Source: RefSeq, a predicted model, not a curated record